Messenger RNA from Chelonoidis abingdonii (Abingdon island giant tortoise), 1166 nucleotides. NCBI's taxonomy places the organism in Eukaryota, Metazoa, Chordata, Testudines, Testudinidae. The record is from RefSeq and is a predicted model, not a curated record.
AACGAAUGCCGCAUGUUUCGUAUUCAGUUUGGUGGAGAUUCAAAAGAGCAGGCGCUGGAACACUGCUAUAAUUGUGUGCAGAAACUUGCAGACUAUGUAACAGUUCAGGGAGCAGAUGAGCAAAGCCAAGAGCUGCACCAAGGUCAUAGUCAGCUGGAUAACAGUGAAAGUCGAGUGAAGGACUUUGAACAAAACACAUCGAUGCUGCAUGGACCAAGUCACAUUAUAGAUAAGCCUCCAGCCCAGUCAUGCAGAAGCUUUCCAGAGAGACAGAGAUCCGUGACAGAGCUAGCACAGUCUGUGCUGAAAUCAUCAACAUUUGCGCUCCCCCUUGCAUAUCAGCAUUCUGUGUGGAGUGCUGAAGAAUUAGGACCUUUUAUUCGCCUAUGUCUCAUGGAUCAGAACUUCCCGGCAUUUGUGGAAGAAGUGGAAAAGGAGUUGAAAAAACUGACAGAAGGUUGAGGAAAUGUUAAUACAGUAUUUCAGAUUUUCAUCCAAUAUGAAAAGAAAUAUCUUCAGUUUUAUUUAUGCCAAUGAAUUAUAAAUAGCAUUUUCCUGUCAAAAGAGGAAACUGGUAAAACAUGUAUACUGGCCACUGUAAUAGUGAACUGGAUAUUUUUAAACAGAGUCAACAGUAGAGGCAGUCUGAUGCUGUCUGCAGUACACUGGACUGAAGCCAGGGACACACUAUGGUGGUGGUUAGAGGAGAGCGCAACCUGCCGUGACUCUGGAAUGGAAAGCAUAUAUGCUGCCAUCAGAGAAUGUUACAAGCAUCAUACCUCCAAAAAGCAAGUAAUGGAAAACAGUUUUAAUCUAGUCUACAGAACUAGAAAAUUUGUGUAAUAGAAACUUAUCCAGAAGUGCUUUGGGAAUUGCUUUAUUUUCCAAAUGUUUUUCAUAUUCAGCCAAUAAUGGACCAUUUUAGGUCUGCUUUUCAAACUGUACGUUGAUGACCUGGAGCUAAUUGGGACUUUAAUGGCUAUCUCAUCCAGUGUAGACCUAUUCUUACCCACUUGUCAGUUACAUAGUCAUGUUUGUGACAUUUAUAGGUGGAGCUGAAUGAAAUAAUGGGAACCAAGUGAACAACAAGGCUUUUUACAGGACUUGUUGGGUGCUUUCGUACCUAUCCUGGGAAUAUAUGGAAAUUACUAACCACAGCUGUUUGA